CAGUGUGUCUUAAGCAAUCUGUGCAUAUUUACUGUUUACGUGUCGAAACAGGAACUAUUUUAGGAGCUACUCAGAGCUCAAACGUUUCAUCGCUUUUUUUAAACAUCAGCUCUUAUUUAGGCCCGGACAGGUGCACGCUUGCAGCGAAGCGGGCACACCUUUCCUCGCGCCAAUAGGCGGCGAGCGCGGCGUUGACGUCAGACCGACUCGGGUUACGCGUGGGACGUUUCCACGGGGAAGUGGGAGGCUCGGGCCAAGUGCUGACAUCAUACCGGUUAGGAGGGGAGACGGUCGUACAGCUUCAGGACACGGCACGACGGACAUAAGUUGGGAGCGAAGCCACUCGGAAGCAAGUUGAAGAAAAGGCGCUUAAAAAAGGAAGAAGACGAGAAGAGUAGCCAUGAUCGCCUCGCACUUAGUGGCGUACUACUUCACCGAGCUGCAUCAUGAUCAGGUGCAGAAGGUGGACAAGUUCCUGUAUCACCUGCGCCUGUCCGAGGAGAACCUGAUGGACGUCUCCAUGCGGUUCAGGAGGGAGAUGGAUAAAGGCCUGGGCAGGGACACCAACCCCACCGCUGCCGUGAAGAUGCUUCCCACGUAUGUUCGCUCCACGCCUGACGGCACAGAAUCGGGUGAUUUCUUGGCACUGGACCUGGGUGGAACCAAUUUCCGUGUUCUGCUUGUGAAGGUGUCAGCCAAUGGAAAACAGACAGUGGAGAUAGAGAACCAAAUCUAUGUCAUUCCAGAGACCUUGAUGAGGGGCAGUGGCUCAGAGCUUUUCGACCACAUUGCUGAGUGUUUAGCCAACUUCCUGGACAAGCUGAACAUCAAAGACAAGAAGCUUCCUCUGGGUUUCACCUUCUCAUUCCCCUGCCAGCAGACCAAACUGGACGAGAGUUUCCUGGUGACGUGGACCAAGGGAUUCAGGGCGAGCGGGGUUGAAGGCAAAGACGUUGUGGGUCUGCUAAGGAAGGCCAUCAGGAAGAGAGGGGACUUUGAUAUCGACAUUGUUGCUGUGAUCAACGAUACCGUGGGCACAAUGAUGACCUGUGGAUACGAUGACCAUCACUGUGAGAUCGGCCUCAUUGUGGGUACAGGCACGAACGCGUGCUACAUGGAGGAGAUGCGGAACCUAGAGCUGGUGGAGGGUGAUGAGGGUCGUAUGUGUGUGAACAUGGAGUGGGGCGCCUUCGGGGACGACGGCGCCCUCGACGAUCUGCGCACGGACUUCGACCGCGAGAUUGAUGCCGGCUCACUAAACCCUGGCAAGCAGCUCUUUGAGAAGAUGAUUAGCGGCAUGUACAUGGGGGAGUUGGUACGCAUCAUCCUGGUGAAGAUGACCAAAGAGGGGCAGCUGUUCCAGGGACGCACCACCCCACAGCUACUGGCCACCGGACACUUUAAGACCAGCUACGUCUCUGCCAUCGAGAACGUGAAGGAUAAAGAGGGCCUGUGCUACGCGGAGCAGACCUUGCGUGACCUGGGUCUGGAGCCGUCAGAGGAGGACUGCGUGGCAGUGCAGCGUGUGUGUCAGAUAGUGUCCACGCGUGCCGCUCACCUGUGUGCUGCCUCGCUGGCUGCCGUCCUGCGGCAGAUCCGUGACAACAAGGCGCUGGACAGACUGCGCACGACCGUCGGUGUGGACGGCUCUGUCUACAAGAACCACCCGGUGUUUGCCCGGCGACUGCACAAGAUGGUGCGCCGUUUGGUUCCCGACUGUGACGUGCGUUUCCUGCGGUCGGAGGACGGCAGCGGGAAGGGAGCUGCCAUGGUAACGGCGGUGGCGUACCGUCUAGCCAAGCAGCACAUUGAGCGGCAGCAGAUCCUGGACAGCCUCCGCCUGGACCGCGACCAGCUCCGCUGCGUCAUGAGAAAGAUGGAGGCAGAGAUGCAGCGUGGGCUGGCCAGAGACACCCAUGCCACCGCCUCCGUCAGGAUGCUGCCCACCUACGUCAGGUCCACGCCGGACGGCACAGAGUGGGGAGACUUCCUGGCACUCGAUCUGGGUGGUACAAACUUCCGGGUUCUGCUGGUGCGCGUGCGCAGUGGGAAGCGUCGGAACGUGGAGAUGCACAACAAGAUCUACACCAUCCCCCAGGAAAUCACACAGGGCACUGGGGAAGAGCUGUUUGACCACAUUGUCCACUGCAUUGCUGAUUUUUUGGAGUAUAUGGGGAUGAAGGGGGCAGCUCUCCCUCUGGGGUUUACCUUCUCUUUCCCAUGCCAUCAAAACAGCCUGGACCAGGGAAUUCUGCUGAAUUGGACAAAAGGCUUCAAGGCCACGGGCUGUGAGGGCGAAGAUGUAGUCGCGCUCCUGAAGGACGCCAUCCACCGCAUGGAGGAUUUCGACCUGGAUGUGGUUGCGGUGGUGAACGACACGGUCGGUACGAUGAUGACGUGUGGGUAUGAGGACCCCCGCUGUGAAGUAGGGCUUAUUGUGGGUACAGGCACGAACGCGUGCUACAUGGAGGAGAUGCGGAACCUAGAGCUGGUGGAGGGUGAUGAGGGUCGUAUGUGUGUGAACAUGGAGUGGGGCGCCUUCGGGGACGACGGCGCCCUCGAUGACUUCUGCACGCCAUUCGACAGGGCCGUGGAUGAAAGUUCCACCAAUCCUGGCAAGCAGAGGUUUGAGAAGAUGAUCAGUGGUAUGUAUCUGGGGGAGAUUGUGAGGAAUGUUCUGUUGGACUUCACUGCUAAAGGACUUCUGUUUCGUGGAAAGCUCUCGGAGAGACUCAAGACUCGUGGUAUCUUCGAGACUAAGUUCCUUUCCCAGAUCGAAAGUGACCGGCUGGCUUUGCGGCAGGUGCGCUCCAUCCUGCAGCACUUGGGUCUGACCAGCAGUACGUGCGAUGACAGCAUCCUGGUGAAGGAGGUGUGCAGCGUAGUGGCGCGCCGGGCCGCCCAGCUGUGCGGAGCCGGCCUGGCCGCAGUCGUGGAACGGAUCCGGCAGAACCGCGGCCUCCAAAACCUCAGCGUCACGGUGGGGGUGGACGGAACUCUCUAUAAACUACACCCGCACUUCUCUGCCAUCAUGCGGGAGACUCUGCGAGACCUGGCGCCCCAGUGCGACGUCACCCUGCUCCAGUCAGAAGACGGCAGUGGCAAAGGGGCUGCCCUCAUCACGGCCGUGGCCUGCCGCAUGAGAGGCAGCAGAAAGUGACGGGAGGCGGCAUGUUGAAGCGAACGACUGAUGUAACGGGGGGGGGGGGCAUGAAAUGAUAAAAGAGCCGAACGCUCUUCCGGAGAUUUUUGCAACUAAUCCUAAUCACCCAGCUCUACUGCGUGCGCAAGGAUCUGUUCGCUGUCAUUUUGCUUUCUUUAAUGGUUCUGUUUAGGUUUAACCCAGAGCGUGUUUAUGCCGUGGUGGCAGGGGUUGCUGAGUGUAGUAUUGUUAGACAGGGACUGAGGUUGGGGAGGCCGGCGAUGGACCGUCUUAUUUAUUCAUGAUUGUCAGAGUUUACUGUGCAAACACAGUAGCUGUGAGGGUUUUAUGUGUUGUUGGAGUGUGUUGGAGAGUGUGAGGCAGAGGUCAGGGGUUACCGUCUGAGCCGACCUCUGGUUCUGGGACUCCAUUACUGUCCACAGUGAGGUUCCUGCAGAUCUUACUCCAGCCUGAUCCGUUUUGCUCCAGCUCUCCCCCUGCAGAUGUACCACCCUGCAGUGCUCAGCGGACAGUAUUCUUUUUCAUGCUCUCUCUCAAAAAAGUACUGUUAUAAUGCAGGGCAUUCGUGUAGGUGCUUUGAAACUACUUUAAUACUGGUCAGGUAUCAGUAUUAAGGUACAAUACCUUAGUGCCUUUAAUACCUUACCUACUUUAAUACUGGUCAGGUAUAAUACCUGUGUUCGUGUGUAGUGUCUGACACCACUCAGCACCUGAGGGUUGACUAAUCUGAACUCAAACAUGGUAAAAAAAAAAAUCCAGAUUAGGAGCAGAAUUGGAGUUCAAAUAUUUACACCUUUUCCUCAUGUGUUUAAUAAGAGUGGGUCCCGAUAUAGUCCGAGUUUGGAAUGACACGAUUUUUAACUGUUUUUAGUUGAAGACCAAGUUGUAAUUUUAGUUGUUAUUUUUAUUUAAGAUUUAGACACUGGCCUUGGGGCCCAGGGGAAACAAAAGUUUUGAAUUGUUAUUUAGUUCCUGAAUGUUGUUGAGCACUGGGAUAGUGGCUGUGUUUGGACACAACCAAAUGUUUUGUUUUUGUAGGAUUUUUUUUUUCUCUCCCCUUUUAAAUGAGUCAUUUUCACGAUCACGAUCAUUACAGACACUUGUGUGUUAGAUUUGGGAUGGUCUGACUUCCAACUUGGCAGCUAGAACCUCUGAGCUAAGGGAUGCUGAUCGGUCGGUUUGUCUGCUGAAUGAACAAAAGUCCUGCCUUCUCCUCCAACUAGGAGCAGUUUCCCUCACAUGGAUAUUAGCAGUAAAUAUGAAGGAAAUGGUGAUAUGAAUGGAAAACCUUGCACUUGUUUCGUUUUCUUCCAGCCUCUGUAUUUAUUUCUCCCUUCAACAUAAAUGACUGUUUUGUGCAUUGUUUGAGUCGUCCUUCUGUCUUGUAUGCAUCAGAGAUAACAGCCUCAACUUGCACCGCUGUUCAAAUUCUCGUGUUAGUAUUUCUCUGCUCCUGUUUAUUUAUUAAAUCUGUCCUUAUGAUGGAACUCUUGUAAAUGUUCUUUUUUGGUUUUCAAAAGUCACAAGAUGGAACAAUAACACUAUAAUAGAUAUAUAAAUGGGUAUAGGUUCUUUCUCCAAAACGAGCCUUUUACAAAAGUCUUCCACACGUCCCAGUGUGUUUAUGGCUUCGCUGAGAUUUCUUUUGGCGCACUAAAUUCUUACGUAGUUCAAGAGUUACCACGGUGACUGAGAGUUGAACAAACUGUCAGUGGACGGCCGGGGGGGAUGAACACCAUCGACUGACCGAUUGAUCGACCAUUGUCACUGUCUGACGAAGGCAGUGCCUGGUAGCUUUUAGAGUAUUGUUUUUGAAGCAGUCACUGUUCUGAUUUGGCCUGGAUAGAUUUUGCAAUUCCAGUUCCUCAAAAUACAACAACUAUUCCAAUAUUUCACACAGCAUGUAGUGUAAAAUGCACCCUUAUGCAUGUUUGUUCAUUUUGGUGCAUUGAGCAAAGUAGAAAAAUGACCCAACAUACAGACAGGUGGUACAAAACCUAUGAUGAACUAGAACAUUUAGAUCGUGUGUUUAAGAGAUCUUCUAAUGUGCCGUGUUGUAUGUUUAAUUGAUCUUCUAAUGUGCCGUGUUGUAUGUUUAAGGGACCUUCUAAGCCUCUCACCGGUGCCCUUCUGCCUUUUACUGGUACGUUUAAUAAAAACUAUUCUGCA
Electrophorus electricus (electric eel) is the source of this 5332-nucleotide messenger RNA. It is a transcript of the gene hk2, whose product is annotated as hexokinase 2. Lineage: Eukaryota; Metazoa; Chordata; Actinopteri; Gymnotiformes; Gymnotidae. Gene Ontology annotation, molecular function: fructokinase activity; glucokinase activity; D-glucose binding. Gene Ontology annotation, cellular component: mitochondrion; cytosol. The record is from RefSeq and is a predicted model, not a curated record. Gene Ontology annotation, biological process: intracellular glucose homeostasis; glucose metabolic process; glycolytic process.